Molecule: messenger RNA, 6795 nt
Organism: Dromiciops gliroides (monito del monte)
Lineage: Eukaryota; Metazoa; Chordata; Mammalia; Microbiotheria; Microbiotheriidae
Gene: MYO1F
Product: myosin IF
Exons: 28
Coding region: 130-3420 (1096 amino acids)
Biological process (GO): actin filament organization; vesicle transport along actin filament
Cellular component (GO): vesicle; myosin complex; actin cytoskeleton
Molecular function (GO): actin filament binding; microfilament motor activity; ATP binding
Source: RefSeq, a predicted model, not a curated record
GCCAGCAACAGGCCAUGUCUGAGCCCCCACCAGGAGCCCCCUGAACCUGGCUCUCCCAGCAGCCACAGCCACCUGCUUCACCCCAGGGGACCCAACCUAGGGCCACAGGGACCCAGAAUUGCAGCCACUAUGGGUAGCAAGGAACGAUUUCACUGGCAAAGUCACAAUGUGAAACAGAGUGGUGUGGAUGACAUGGUGCUGCUCCCCCAGAUCAAUGAGGAUGCCAUUGUGAGCAACCUCAAGAAGCGUUUCCUGGAUGACUACAUCUUUACCUACAUUGGCUCCGUCCUCAUCUCCGUCAACCCCUUCAAGCAGAUGCCAUAUUUCACGGAUCGAGAAAUUGAACUGUACCAAGGAGCGGCACAGUAUGAGAACCCGCCACACAUCUAUGCCCUCACGGACAAUAUGUAUCGAAACAUGCUCAUCGACAGUGAAAACCAGUGUGUCAUUAUCAGCGGAGAAAGUGGGGCAGGGAAGACAGUGGCUGCCAAAUACAUCAUGGGCUACAUUUCCAAGGUGUCCGGAGGGGGAGAGAAGGUCCAGCAUGUAAAGGACAUCAUCCUUCAGUCCAACCCAUUGCUUGAAGCCUUUGGCAAUGCCAAGACCGUUCGCAACAACAACUCCAGCCGUUUUGGCAAGUACUUUGAGAUCCAGUUCAGUCGAGGAGGGGAGCCCGACGGUGGCAAGAUCUCCAACUUCCUCCUGGAGAAAUCUAGGGUGGUCUCACAGAACGAGAAUGAGAGGAACUUCCACAUCUACUACCAGCUGCUAGAAGGUGCCUCCCAGGAGCAGCGGCAGAACCUGGGCAUCAUGACCCCUGAUUACUAUUAUUACCUCAACCAAUCAGAUACCUAUAAGGUGGAUGGCACCAAUGACCUCAACGACUUCCAUGAGACUCUGGAUGCUAUGCAGGUCAUCGGAAUCCCACCCAACAUCCAGCAGCUGGUCCUCCAGAUUGUGGCUGGAAUCCUUCACCUGGGGAACAUUGGCUUCUGUGAGGAGGGGAACUAUGCCAGAGUGGAGAGUACAGACUUGCUGGCCUUCCCCGCCUACCUGCUGGGCAUUGACAGUGGGCGCCUCCGGGACAAACUAACCAGCCGUAAGAUGGACAGCCGAUGGGGCGGCCGCUCGGAGUCCAUUACUGUGACACUGAGCGUGGAGCAGGCCGCCUACACUAGAGAUGCUCUGGCCAAGGGGCUCUAUGCCCGGCUCUUUGAUUUCCUGGUGGAGGCCAUAAACCGAGCCAUGCAGAAGCCACAAGAAGAAUACAGCAUUGGAGUCCUGGAUAUCUAUGGCUUUGAGAUCUUCCAGAGAAAUGGCUUUGAGCAAUUCUGCAUCAACUUCGUGAAUGAGAAACUACAGCAGAUUUUCAUCGAGCUAACGCUGAAGGCUGAACAGGAGGAAUAUGUUCAGGAAGGCAUCAAGUGGAGCCCCAUCCAGUACUUCAACAACAAGGUUGUAUGUGACCUCAUCGAGAACAAACUGAAUCCUCCGGGAAUCAUGAGUGUACUGGACGACGUGUGUGCUACCAUGCAUGCCACAGGCGAUGGAGCUGACCAGACUCUGCUGCAGAAGCUACAGGGAGCCGUGGGAUGUCAUGAGCACUUUAACAGCUGGAACUCAGGCUUUAUCAUCCACCACUAUGCAGGCAAGGUCUCCUAUGAUGUCAGUGGUUUCUGUGAACGAAAUCGAGAUGUGCUCUUCUCAGACCUCAUCGAGCUUAUGCAAAGCAGUGAACAUGCCUUCAUUAAAAUGCUCUUCCCUGAGAGGUUGGACUCGGAGAAGAAGGGCCGGCCCAGCACCGCGGGCUCCAAAAUCAAGAGGCAGGCCAAUGACCUGGUGGACACUUUGAAGAAGUGUACACCCCACUACAUCCGAUGCAUUAAGCCCAAUGAGACCAAGAAACCCCAUGACUGGGAGGAAAGCAGGGUGAAGCAUCAGGUGGAGUAUCUGGGUCUGAAAGAAAAUAUCCGUGUCCGACGUGCCGGCUUUGCAUACCGCCGUGUUUUCUCAAAGUUCCUGCAGAGGUAUGCCAUCCUGACUCCGGAGACCUGGCCACGGUGGCACGGUGAUGAACGUCAGGGGGUGCAGCACCUGCUCCGAUCUGUCAAUAUGGACCCCGACCAGUACCAAAUGGGCCGCUCCAAGGUCUUCAUCAAGAACCCAGAGUCGCUCUUUCUGCUGGAAGAAAUGCGAGAACGCAAGUUCGAUGGCUUUGCCCGUACUAUCCAGAAAGCCUGGAGGCGCCACGUGGCUGUCAGAAGAUAUGAGCAGAUGCGGGAGGAAGCCUCCAACAUCCUGUUAAACAAGAAGGAAAGGAGAAGGAACAGCAUCAACAGAAACUUUGUGGGCGACUACCUGGGGCUGGAGUCAAGGCCUGAGCUUCGCCAGUUCCUGACCAAGCGGGAGCGUGUAGACUUUGCAGACUCCAUCACCAAGUAUGACCGGCGCUUCAAGCCCAUCAAGCGGGACCUAAUUCUGACCCCCAAGUAUGUGUAUGUGAUCGGGCGGGAGAAGGUAAAGAAGGGUCCAGAGAAGGGACAGAUUCAAGAGGUUCUGAAGAAGAAAAUAGAAAUCCAGGCCAUUCAGGGGGUCUCCCUCAGCACCAGGCAGGAUGACUUCUUUAUCCUCCAUGAAACCGGGGCAGACAGCUUCCUGGAAAGUGUGUUUAAAACCGAGUUCAUCAGUCUCCUGUGCAAGCGUUUCCAAGAGCUCACACACAAUGCUUUGAACCUGACCUUCAAUGACACACUACAGUUUCGGGUGAAGAAGGAAGGCUGGGGUGGAGGAGGAACUCGGGCCAUCACCUUCUCCCGAGGUCCAGGAGAGGUGGCCACCCUCAAAGCCAGUGGCAAGACCCUGAUGAUCAGCAUCAGUGAUGGCCUUCCUAAGAACUCCAAGCCAACAAAAAAAGGACCCCUACAGGGCCAGAGGAGAAGACCAGCACCAUCCCGAGCAGCCCCAGGUCCCCCCAGAGGGACAACUCGAAAUGGGGCACCCCACAUGGCCCGAGGUGGCCCCUUGCCCCAGGAGCAGAUGUUGAUGGGGAGUGGUCCAAGGUCACAGCGGGCCCCUCCAGCCACAGCACCUGGGGGUAGCCGACGGCACCCCAAACGACCACCCUCUGAACACAACAUGGAGUUCCUCAAUGUGCCUGAUGAGGGGAUGGCUGGGAUGCAGAGAAAAAGAAGCAUUGGGCAGAGACCUGUGCCAGGUGUGGGACGGCCCAAGCCUCAGCCCAGGAUUUCAGGUCCACGUUGUCGUGCCCUUUAUCAAUAUGUGGGCCAGGAUGUGGAUGAGUUGAGCUUCAAUGUCAACGAGGUCAUUGAGAUCCUACUGGAGGAUCCAUCAGGCUGGUGGAAAGGCCGCUUGCAUGGCCAGGAGGGACUUUUCCCUGGAAACUACGUGGAAAAGAUCUAAGAUCCCAGGAAAUCUGGGAGUCAAAAUGGAAUUCUUUGCAGCCUUUUACACCUACCCCAUCUCUGCUCCAAACUUCUGGAGGAGCUGAGACCCCCAUCUUGUCCCGUCCCAUCCCAUGGACCUCUCAGAAGGCUGGCAGCUAUGGGAGCAACUUGGGCCCCCAGUUCUUUCCAUGAAGAGCUGGCUCCCUACCCCUAGAAAUUCCUCCUCCCCUAUUGACUCCUGUCUUCUUUCCCAACUCUCUCCAAGAAGCACCAAGUUCCUCAGGGAGGAAGAGGAGCAGGGCAAGCAGGAUAGGCCUCUUCUUGACCAGACACUUUUGGCUGAGACUUGGGGUUUGGGGAAGAGAGAGAGACUAAGGACAAAGGACUGGAGAGCCAAUGCCUGGGCCAAAACCCUCUAAAGCAAGGAUUCAAAAACAAUGUCUCUACUAACAGACAGAACAUGGUUUGGUGUCUUCCUUCUUAAGUGAUACAGUAGUCAGCCUAAAGCCAGGAAGACCUGAGUUCAAAGCCUGCCUCAGAUACUUACUAGAUGUAUGACCCUGGAAAAACCAUUUAACCUUUGUUUUCCUCAGUUUCCUCAUCUGUAAAAUGGGAAUAAUAAUACUACCUACCUCCAGAUUGGUUGAGAGGAGCUAAUGAGAAUCUAACUGGAAAAUGCUUUGCAAACCUUAAAGUGCUAUUUGAAUGCUAAUUAUCCCAACAACAAUACCAAAUGUGACCCUGAUCCCUAGAGUACCCAGGCUUAAGACCAUGGAGAUGCCUUAGAAAUCAUCAGGCCCCUGCCAAAAAAAAAAAAAAUGGGGGCACCUAGGUGGUGCAGUGGAUAGAGCACCGGCCCUGGAUUCAGGAGGACCUGAGUUCAAAUCCAGCCUCAGACACUUAACACUUACUAGCUGUAUGACCCUGGGCAAGUCACUUAACCCCAAUUGCCCUGCCAAAAAAAAAAGAAAGAAAGAAAGAAGUCAUCAGACCCAAAUUUCUCAUGCUACAGAUGGGGAAAGUAAGACCCAAAGAGAGGAAGGAACUUGUCUAACGUCAUCUAGUACAGCAGUGGCAGAGCCAGGAUUUGAACUUGGUUCUCUUAACUCAAAUUCAGUACUCUUCAUCAUUCUACAACUUAGGGAGAUGCUGACUUUAUUUCCUUGGGAUAAAUCCCUUCUGCUUUUUGAGACUUUCCCCCUAUUUGAAGGGCAUUGCACUCAAUGACCUAUAAGAUCCCUUCCAACUUUAAAUCCAUGUCUAUGGAUUUAAAUGAAUGUCUAUAGCCCCUGAAUUUUGAUAGGCCAUUCAGUUUACAAAGCAUUUUCCUCAAAAUAACUCAGUGAAGUCAGUAAUAUAAUAAUAGUAGUCCAUAGGGGGGUCCCUUCACCAUAGAAUUCUCAUUUAGUUACCCUAGGUUCUAGGUAUUUUGGACAUCACGAUCCUCUCUAAACCUUUGCUCAUGAGCCCCAACAGGGUAUUUUCUUUUUACCAGUCAGAUCACACAGUUCAUAACAAAGGCAUUACAUAGUAAAUGAAGCAAUAAAACAUUGUCCCCUCCCCAACCAUAAUACAUAUAUACAUAUGGGGCAGCUAGGUGGUACAGUGGAUAAAGCACCAGCCCUGGAUUCAGGAGGAUCUGAGUUCAAUCUAAGUUCAAAUCCAUCCUGAGACACUUGACACUUACUAGCUGUGUGACCCUGGACAAGUCACUUAACCCCCAUUGCCCUGUGUCAGAGUCUCGGGCUCAGGGGCCGAAUGACGGGGGCUGAGGAUCAGAGACAAUAAAUCAUUGACACAGCAGCACCACCUUGUAUGAAUAAAUGUUUGCGAUUUAUUAUUCAGGAUAGCUCAGUAUUUAAAGCAAAAAAAACACAAAGAAAUCAACUAAAGUCUCUGCAAGAAUAAUUCUAAGAGAAUAAGAGUAAUUUUUCAACCUUUCAGCCUUGACAUGUCAGAACUUGUUCCAGGCCUUAACAGGGCAAGGUUAGUACAACUAAUUCCUUGGACCCUGGGAGACCAGCCAGGCAUUGUCUCCCAGGAAACUCUUGCUUCUUCAGUGACCAUGGCCCAAAUAUGGGGAGGGGGAACUAAGUCAGAGGGGCAACAGAGAGCCCUCUGGGUUCACCACAGCCCUGACCCAAAAAAAAAAAAAAGAGUAGACUUUCAUAGGAAUUACACAUGGAACAUUCUCACAUGGGGAACACAUGACCAUUUUGGAGAACACAGGGCCCCUAAAUAAAGGAAAAAAAGGAAGGAUUUAUUAAGUGCUUGACUAUGUGCAAAGCACUGGGCUAAAUAUUUAGGAUACAAAUAGAAAAAUAAGAUAUUGCCUGAUUUCAAGCUCCCAUUCUAAUGAAGAUGACAUAUGUAGAAGAUUUUAACUAUAAAUCAGAUGGAAAAGUUCUACAGUUCUUAGAUUGAAGCAGCAAAACAGAUGUUGAUGCCUCUUUAAUGGUAUUUCCACUUAUAAAAAAUAUCUGUUCCUUAUGUUGAGCCAUCUGACAGUGCCAAGGACUUUAGUGGCAAAAGCUUUCUCUUCUAGGUCUUCAGUGGUUAUAACUAUAGCCCUUGCAAGAGAAAGAAGAAGGGAUCAGACAUUCUCCUUAUGGUGGGCACCACUCCAGAUCAGAAGCCAGAAGAGAGAUGGUGCUUCAGAGUGGAGGAAUUAAACUGGGCCACUUGAGAGAAGGAACUACAGACACUGAAGGAAGAACCCGAGGGCAUAUUGGAAUUGGGGAAGACCCUCCCUGGCAUAACCUGGAGGCAACUGCUGUUAUUGAGAACCCAGAUGAACUGGCCUCAGAGGACCAAGUGCCCCUACAGACUUUCUUUUUUUUUCUUUUUUGCAGGGUAAUGAGGGUUAAGUGACUUGCCCAGGGUCACACAGCUAGUAAUUGUCAAAGUGUCUCAGGCCAGAUUUGAACUCAGGUCCUCCUGAAUCCAGGGCUGGUGCUUUAUCCACUGUGCCACCUAGCUGCCCUGCCCCUAUAGACUUUUAGCACCUGAUGAUAGGAAUGGCCAGUGCAAAAGUGCCUGGAAUCAAGGGCAGAUGCCAAGGAGACCAGACCUAGAGCUAAGUAUACCACUGUGCUGACCCCUGGAGGGAGGAAAGCCCCUCUCCCCAUGUUCUUGGUGCCCAACUCCAGAAGUACCUUGUGUGCAGGGACCCACAGGGUUUUCAUGCUCAAUUCUUCUUGGGGUGUUAGAGCAAACCUGCCUCAGAUGCUUAGGCUAGGAUGGAACCCUGCCUCUACUGCGUAAUACACCAGGGUGACCUUGGACAAACCACUUCCCUUCUCUUUUUCCACAUCUAUAAAAGGCAGAUUGGGCUAGAUCAGGGCUUCUUAAACUUUUCCCACUUCAGACCCCAUUUUUUCUAUGUGACCCU